Morchella sextelata is the source of this 837-nucleotide messenger RNA. RefSeq lists its product as uncharacterized. The coding region runs from base 1 to 837 and encodes 278 amino acids. The record is from RefSeq and is a predicted model, not a curated record. Gene Ontology annotation, cellular component: SMN complex. Gene Ontology annotation, molecular function: protein binding; RNA binding. NCBI's taxonomy places the organism in Eukaryota, Fungi, Ascomycota, Pezizomycetes, Pezizales, Morchellaceae. Gene Ontology annotation, biological process: spliceosomal snRNP assembly. The transcript is spliced from 4 exons.
AUGUUACCAGACGAUGAAUACUACCUGAUAUCCGCGUGUAAAGAUGGCAAUCCAAUGAUUCGGGAUGGUAUCACAGGUGAUUGGAUCGGAACUUUUCUCGGCCACAAGGGUGCAGUAUGGCAGGCACGGCUGUCAAACGACGCAAAUCUUGCAGCUACUGCUUCGGCAGAUUUCUCGGCAAAGGUUUGGGAUACAUUCACAGGAGAGUGUCUCCAAACCCUGGUGCAUAACCAUAUCGUCCGCACGGUCACUUUCGCCCCAAACCCUACUCAUAUAGCAACUGGUGGCCCGGAAAAAAAACUCCGAGUUUAUGACUUGGCCCACUCAGACACUCCCAUGGAAAUUGGUACAAACGUACAUGCUGGAACCAUUAAAUCGCUCGUUUGGUCCGACAAAAAUACAAUCGUCUCGGGAUCAGAUGACAAAAAGCUGCGUUGGUGGGAUAUUCGAUCUCGAGAGCUGGUAUCACAGUUUGAUAUGGGUGAAGUUGUCACUUCUUGUGAGCUAAGCCCGGAGAGAACUCUUAUCAGCGCAACAGCAGGGAAGUCGGCGUAUUUCUUCGACACACAGAGCAUGUCACUCAUUAAAAGUAUUACAACGGAGUAUGAGCUUUCGUGUGUAGCUUUGCAUCAACAAACACGAAAAAUGAUAGCGGGGACAAGCCAGGACACUUGGGUCAGAGUGUACGAUUACGAUACUCAGGCAGAAUUGGAGGUUUAUAAGGGACAUCAUGGAAGUGUUUGGAGCGUUGGUUUUUCCCCAGACGGAAAGUUAUAUGCUACAGGUUCCGAGGAUGGAACUAUCAAACUGGUAGGGAAAACGCCCCCCGAUGAUUGA